UCAAACUUUUGUCUUGCUUUGCCUUUCACUCCAUCUUCCAGCUCGCGAUAACACUCUACGCACUCCCCUCUGCCAGAGCGCGUCGUAUACCAAACAAUUACUCCUUCGGCCAUCUCACCCACAAAGCCAACCAGCAUGUCGAACUCUCAAAAAAGAGAAAAGCUUGAUAUCGAGUCCCCAGAGGAACGCGAAGCCCGUCUCGGUCAGCUGUUAUCUAGUAUCUCUACCGGGACAAAAUCGUCAGAUACUGAGCCCUCAACACCUUCAAACCCCUUACCAAGUCGGCCACAUGCCAUGCCCGAGAGCGAUGUUUUGGCUCGCGUACGGGCCUUCCUACCCCAAUUCCAGGCCGCCAACGAGGACCUGCUCAAGCGCGCAAAGGAAGAUCCAGAUUCGGUGGAUAUCGAGAAAGGCCAGGGUCAACACAUUGCCAUGGAUCUUGGCCUGGGUGUGUUCGAUGCCCCUGAGAACCCUUCGAGCGACAUGGGGCCUAUCAUCGAAAGCACAGUGCCAGAAGGCUUCCAACAACGGCAAGAUGAAGAGAGCGAGGAUGAAAGCAGCAGCGAUAGCGACAGUGAAGGCACCAGUAGUAGUUCAGAGUCAGGCGAGAGUGUGUCAGCCGCAAAGUAAUUCGACGUGAAUACGCUAGACUUUUGUUUGUGUUAUUGUACGCAUCUAAUAUGUACUCGUACUGUACAUGAUGAAGAUUGAGGGAGUUAGGAAGCCUUUAUAGACUCGUGGUUUCUUAUUCGCUUAUCAAUUGACUCACCAAAUCGUUGUCUCCGAACACUGCCUUCGUACUCGUAUACCUGCACCGUGCCGUGCCACUCAGAAUGCCGCCGCGAUGACCGUCGGGCGUCAGCUUCGCCGCGUCUUUAACAAUCCAUG
Cryptococcus amylolentus CBS 6039 is the source of this 888-nucleotide messenger RNA. RefSeq lists its product as hypothetical. Gene Ontology annotation, biological process: box C/D snoRNP assembly. The transcript is spliced from 4 exons. Gene Ontology annotation, molecular function: box C/D methylation guide snoRNP complex binding. The record is from RefSeq and is a predicted model, not a curated record. NCBI's taxonomy places the organism in Eukaryota, Fungi, Basidiomycota, Tremellomycetes, Tremellales, Cryptococcaceae. The coding region runs from base 136 to 630 and encodes 164 amino acids.